AUGUACAACUUCUUUUGUUUCAUCACAAAAACAACUGGUGAGCUGGCUAUGGAUGAAUCUCAGGCGAUCCAAAUUCUCAGAGAUAUACUCAUUGACAAAAGUUCCAGCUCUGUCCUGAAGACACUGUACUCGAGGGAGCCCUACGAGCUCAUUCCAAGAGUUGCACAUCAAGACGCACGCCUUACACAUUUCGAUUCACAGUCACAUCAAAAAUUAAGAGCAUAUGCUCAAUCGGCACGGCCACUUAAGUUAAUUAUUGAUGUGCCCAAACACGAAUGGAGAACGAACCUGAGUUUCAACAAUACUCCUGCUAACUCCAUAUUUGAGAUACAACUUUAUGAUAGCAUUCAAGCGACUGCAUCGCAAUGGCGCAAAAUUGAAGACGUUCCAGAAAAAUGUAAUGUGAUAAUGCUGACGUCAUCAAAGGAGUCCAGAUUUGAGCUAGGCGAGCUCGAUACCUUUGAUUGCUCAAAAAGAGCCGACAUAGUACCCGAUGUUCUAGCCGUCAUUUUUGACGCCGUAGCUUCCGAACUUUCUUGCACCGCUACUGAGGGAGUCGCGUUGGUGAACAUUGCUUGCGAUAUGGUUGAAUCACUCAAUAAUUCCAGUCGCAAACGGAUUCAGAAUGCCGAGAAGCAAACAGAUUAG
Molecule: messenger RNA, 648 nt
Organism: Botrytis byssoidea
Lineage: Eukaryota; Fungi; Ascomycota; Leotiomycetes; Helotiales; Sclerotiniaceae
Exons: 2
Coding region: 1-648 (215 amino acids)
Source: RefSeq, a predicted model, not a curated record